Molecule: messenger RNA, 2489 nt
Organism: Metopolophium dirhodum (rose-grain aphid)
Lineage: Eukaryota; Metazoa; Arthropoda; Insecta; Hemiptera; Aphididae
Product: T-complex protein 11-like protein 1
Exons: 11
Coding region: 311-1717 (468 amino acids)
Biological process (GO): signal transduction
Source: RefSeq, a predicted model, not a curated record
CACUUGACACUCAUUUAUGUACCCAAGUCCUAAACACAAAAUAAAUUCCAUUUAUUAUACGCAGCGCCGAGCUCACGAUCUGUAUCCGAUUGUGUGUAUCACUAAGGAUUUCACAAAUAUUUUGUUUUAUAAAUAGUAAUAGAUAAUUUUGAUGGUUUCGAUUUUCCUGAAAACUGAUUUCGACAAAAAUACGUGGGGUAAAUUGUAGCUGAUGUGGUAGUAGAUUUCCGAAUUUUGAGUGUUCUUGAAAUGUUCGACGCAAGGCCAAUGACCGUAAAAGUUAUUAGAUCUCAUUAAAAACUUCUUUAAAAUGAGUUCAGAAGAUACAUCCAAUAAUGAUCAAGACAAUAAAUCAACACCAAAUAGACCAAUUCCUGGAGCUCGUCAAGAAAUGUUAAGUAAUAUAACUGCUGCGUCGCCUCCAAGGUUCUUGUCAUUACCUGAAAUUAUGGUAGCUGCUAAACAAUUGGAAGAUAUUGCUCUUGUUCAUGAGAUAGCAGUCAAUGAAAAUUUCAAGUUGGAGCCUCAAGAACAUCCAAAUAACAGUUUAAUGAAACAAGUCAAAGACACGAUGCAUAAAGCAUUUUGGGAGUUGUUGCGUGAACAAUUAAACAGUGAUCCUCCUGUAUAUUCUCAAGCUAUGAUACUUUUAUCAGAAAUUCAAAUAAGCUUAUCAAGUUUGUUGUUAGACCAACAUACUAAAUUGAAAGAAGACAUUGCUCAAGUUUUAGAUGUAGAGUCUAUACAAAAUCAGAUAGACAAUGACUCUUUGGAUUUUGAAUAUUAUACCAAGUUUAUACUGAAUUUGAUGUCAAAAAUAUGUGCUCCAGUAAGAGACGAUUCGAUACGUGCUCUAUCUCUAUUAAAUGAUCCUGUUGAUAUAUUUAAAGGAAUAACAGAGACUUUGAGCUUGAUGAAACUUGACAUGGCAAAUUUCACGAUAACUGCACAACGACGAGCAUUAAAUGCCUGUAGUGCUGAUUAUGAACGAGAUAAAUUUGCAGAGUAUUUAAAAGUUCAACCAGAUGCAUUAAACUUGACUGCCGAAUGGUUUAAACGCCACAUUAAUUUUGAAAAAACUGCUGAACCUUAUCACGAUAUAGUUGCAAGAGCUUAUAUGGAAAUAUUUGAUUGGAAUGAAAAUGUUAUAUUCCCAGAGGCUUUAUCAUUAGACAAAGAUCGAUAUUUGGCAACAAAUAAAAUGCUAAAUCUUUUGAUACUGGCAGCAUCUACUUUUAUUGUAACAAUAUCAACAACUAAUUCCAUUAUUCCCAGAGACAUGAAUUUCAAAAAUGAUUUAAAAGAGUUUAUUUUACGCGUCAUUAAACAUAAUGAUUUCAACAAUAAUGUCAUACCAAGUAUUGUAAAACAGAUAGUUCAUCACUGUAAUACAUAUAUGUGUAGACUUAAUCCAGAUGGACUACCUGUUUCACCAGAUAUGGUCAAUACACUUGAAACUCAAGUCUUGUCGAUCCAAAACCCAGACAAUAAAAUAAGAACUCUAGUUGAGAAGCGUUUCAAGGAGUUUAUUGCUGCAGUCAUCAGUUCUGACAACGCAGUUCCUCAGCAAUGCCCACUUGGCUUGUCUGCAUUCAAGAAUGAAUUAGCAGCCGUUACCGGCAGUUUUUUGCAUCUUAUCACAUAUAACAGAAAAGUAUUUACCACGUUUUAUGAUGAAAUAUUAAAAAAUCUUCUGAAUCAAUGUGAUUUUCCUUGAUUGUCUCUCAAAGACAGUGUACUAAAAAUGAAUAUUAUCUUUUAUUUUGUCCUAUACUAACUUUUUAACUAAAACUUUUUUUUUGAAUCAUUGAUUUAUUUUUUUGGUACAUGAAUUUGUGACCAAAUUAGAAUCUAGAACAUUAUGGAAUCACAUUUUAUUUCUGUAGUUUCAAUAUAAUAUUAAAACUUAUUGUAAUACAAUAUAUUGAUAACAAUUAUAAUUGCAAUAUUAUUCUACUGUUUAAUACUUCAAUGUGUAAAUCAUUGUUACUUAUUAGCUAGUGCUACGUGCCUAAAUCUAAUAUAAGAUAUAACUUAUAGUAAUAAUUAUUAUAUUAAUCAGUAAAAUAUAUAUGUAUAACAAAAUACAUUUGUGUAUGUUAUAGCAUAAGCUAGCAUGUUAUACUAUAAUUCUUUGGACUUUAUUUUGUAUUCUUUAAAUGUAUGAUCAUUGUUGAUAAAUGGAACUAGCUUGACAGCUUGUAACACUUGAAUCCCAGGUAUAUUCAUAGAAAUAAUAUGCGUAUAAACAAUUGUUAUUUAUUAUUGCAGAUUUUAGUAUUGUAAAGAUUUAUAAAUAUAUAAUAUUAAAUAUUUUAUAUUAACCCCGACUGAUAUUUUCAAUAUUGUUCUAAAGUUAACAAGCUCAGGUAUUGUUGUAAGUUAAUUUUAGUAAAUAGAAUAAUACACAUUUUAUUUUAUACAGAAAUUAUGUGUACUGUAUUUUACAACAUAAUAAAGAUGAUAUAUUUCAUAAUUACUAAUUAUAA